UUGUUGAUUAAAAUAUACUGAAAAAAGUGUUCCCAUCAUCAUCAUAAGCGGUGAUAAAAUAAUUAUUUUGCAUGAUAACCUUCUUCCUUUAUGUCAAACAAAGACUUUUCACAAUUAUUGACAAAGGCGCCUUUAAAAGAAACAUCACUUCGACAUAGUUUGGAUCAUAUAAGACUGUCUUGGAAGAACAAGGCUAUACUCAGUAAAACAGACGCGUAUGAGAUAAGUUGGUACAACUUGAUUCCCGAGACGAUACAAACAAAACUAGAACAAUAUCCUGAGGCUAGUCUAAGAAUAUGGUAUACACACAAGCUAUAUGUCUUGUUGACCAAGGCCAUGUUGAUCGUGGAUCAGUCUGGAUUAAAGAUGGAAGUAUCAGUACAGGAUAUGAUGGUUUAUGAUCAACCCUUUUUGUUUGAUGUACGGUUGGAUCCAUUUGUAUGUGUUAUUGUGAGUGUACAGGGUCAUAUACGAUGGAUUCAACAUGACAAGUUUCCAUCAGACUAUACCAUCCCAAUAACUGAUGGCAUCACUACUGUAAAGAUGAUAAAUAUGGAACAAAUCUUGCUAGGUACUGUAUCGGGUGAUAUCUAUCUUUGUCAUAAGGAUGGGUUGUUUAAAUUUUAUAAGCAACAAUCUUGGUUUGAUGCAUUCAUGCUGACUGGAUCGUAUCAUUUCUCCAAAAUACCCUCAUUAUCUGAACAAUUCAAGCAAGACCAUGGAUCUAUUACUUGCAUUCAAUUUGUAAACUCUAUUGCUUAUAUCAGCACAACAAAGGCAAUUCAUUUAUGGAACAUGGAAAAGCAUAAAAUACAGUAUAUAGCACAUUGUAUGAUAGAAGAGACAAUUAAGAACAAGAUCAAACAACAUAUUCCAGACUAUUAUGUUAAAAAAGACCUUCAAUGCGAGAUUGUGGGCAUGAAUGUACAUAGUAACCGAGAUAUUGUGUUGUUGAUCUCCUAUAGUUUACCAAAUAUGCAAGGUUAUGUUCAGUACUUUGUGAUCAAGUGUCAAUUAGAAAAAGAACAAGAGCAUUUAGUAGCACACAUUAUAUGCGGUCAUUCUUUAGCCUUUACGACAUUAAAAAGAAAAGCACAUUUGAUCUCUACUAAAGAUAUUGCAUUUGUAUCAUUUAAAGAUACAGUCAUAGCUACUAGUAUUGACAAGACAUCUAUCUUUGAAGCGUCUGUUUAUGUUCAAGAUCAAGUGCUUUAUACGGAAAUAGUGCAAGAGAACACAGUCUUAAUCUAUACAAGGCAACAGGGUGCCAUUCGAUUUACAGUGGAUGUUGACAAGAUACUAAGUUCAUGGCUAACAGAUAAUAUGUAUGCUAGAGCAGUUAAAAAUAUUGAAGAAAGUGAUACUCGUAUCUUUCAAUCCAAGUUGGAACAAGCUGUAUUUUUUGGAGAUGCACCUAAUUCUCCUUUACAAUUCCCCAUACGCCGUCAAAAUCAAGAAAAUGUAUCUCGAGCUGCUUUAGAUUUAUCCAACUCUAUUUUGAAUGGACAAUGCCGGUUCCUCUCUUUGGAUAUGGAUUUGAGUACAUUUAGUUGUGCUCAAUACUAUUUUCAGAAAAGAAUCUAUACUGUCUUGAAAGAAAAUGAUAUAUACUCAUGGCUUUCUAAGCAGGAUCGAUUCAAGUUAUUUCAAAGAACAGAGACAAGUAUCGUCUGUCAUACAGUAUCAAAAUACAUGGCUAAAAGUCAACCUGAUCAAGAAUUAAGAAAAAAGUUGCUUCAAAUAAUGCAUUCUGUUUCUUCAAGUCAAAUACAAGAUCUUGAAGAGCAAUUACGUUAUUUCUUUAAAAGAGAGAGUGAAAGUGUAGUCCAUUUGUUAAAAAUGGUUCACAUCGAAGCUUGUUCUGAACAGCCAACAACAGAUUUCUUUUAUUAUGCUAUGAAACUGAUGGUGAAAGCAUUGUCUAUAGCUCAUUAUUUUGAAGAUAAACAUACGCUUGAAUAUGACAUGAAUACAACUCAACCAUCUAUAGCAGCCAUGUUAUGCGAUUAUUUGACUCGUUUAUGGAUCAAGGGGUUUGAUAUGGACAGCCAAGAUACUGUGCAGUUUGGUCAUUCAGAAAGAGCUUCUUUACGUCCAAUGGUGGAUAUUGCUUCUCUCUUACUGAACACUCUUUCAAAACAAAAGACUGAAGAUGCUUAUCAGAUAUUUCGAGAUACUCGCCACCUUGUCUUUCACAGACUACUUGAAGAUCAAGAUUUGAUUUGCAAAUUGGUAAAAAAGUAUGGUGGUGCCUCUAGUCUUGUUCAAAUAGUACAAACCUCAGCUCAGUCUGUUGAGAAGAAAAGAGAAAGACAUUUAGCAUAUAUUCAGCAUUUGGGAUAUCCUUAUUUCAGUUGUUUAUUACUCUAUCUCUCUCAAAAAGAUCAAUAUGAUCUAGUGGAAGACUAUAGCACUCAAUUCAACCAGUUUGUCGCUCCAUUCUUGAAUCAAUACCCUACACCAAGAAUGGCUUGGAUAUACUACCUUCAUCGUAAGGAUUACAUUCAGUCUUAUCAACAACUCUUAUUAUGCUUCAAGACGCAUUUACCAAAAGAAGAACGAUUGAAUAUGAUGGCAUGGAAGACAUUACUUGAGAAAUUAAUAAAAUCAACAUAAUAAGUCAAUCUGACAUCAAAUCCAAAUUGCUCCAAGUACUGAACACGACCCAUAUCCAGCACACGCUUGCAUUUUAAACCAAUAGCAGUACGUUCUUUAUGAUCUCUACCAGAAAAAUGAUGGCUAAUAGGGAUAUAAAUACAUAAACACACAUAUACAUAUAUGCUUGCUUACGUGGUUGCAUCUUCUUCUUCCUCUUCUUCUUCUUCAUCUUGGUUUGCAUGUUCGUCUUGAUUUUCUUUGAUUUUACUACAGGUGGCCCAACUA
Messenger RNA from Gilbertella persicaria, 2883 nucleotides. RefSeq lists its product as uncharacterized. Lineage: Eukaryota; Fungi; Mucoromycota; Mucoromycetes; Mucorales; Choanephoraceae. The record is from RefSeq and is a predicted model, not a curated record. The transcript has 16 exons. Gene Ontology annotation, molecular function: protein binding. Bases 91 to 2616 code for a protein of 841 amino acids.